AUGGAUGGCUUCAAAAUCCCCGAGAUACCAUCCCUGACGUUACAGAAGGGUGUUAGGAAAGAAGACGUCGACGCCGAAAAGAUAUCGAGCAAAUGGCUUUCAAAACUCGAACGACGGUUGGCCGAGAGGUCCCUCGGCAAAGACAUCUCCGACUUGUUCAUCGACAAUUGCUGGUGGAGAGACAUUGUCGGCCUCUCAUGGGAUUUCACCUGCAAGCAGGGACAAGAAACCAUCAAAAGUUACCUGGCCUCGGCGGAACAUGGCCUCUCCGAGCUGCAGACCAUCAAGAUUGGCGGGCUGAAGCCACUGCUCCUCGACUUUGACGGCAUGGUCUGGAUCCAGGCCGGCUUCACCUUCAAGACGCCGCACGGCGAGGGAAAGGGGCUGCUGAAGCUGAGCAACACGGGCAGAGACGAGUGGAAGGCGUGGAUCGUCUUCACGCAGCUCGAGAAGCUCGACUUACAGAAGGAGGCUGACGCGGCUUCGGUUCCGAUGCCGAAGCCAUCUGCCGCCGACGGCAUCGACGGCGUCAACGGGCACACGCACGCAGAGUCCGAGGAAGACUUGCAGGUCCUCAUCGUCGGCGCAGCGCAGGCCGGUCUGAUGCUGGGCGCUCGUCUGCAGCACAUGGGCAUCAGAACCCGCCUGGUAGAACGGAGCGCGCGCCUCGGCGACUCAUGGCGGGAACGAUACCAGAGCGUGACGCUGCACACACCGACCUACACCGAUCACUGGGCAUUCAUGAAGAUCCCCGAGACCUGGCCGCGGUUCCUGACGGGCGACAAGGUCGCCCACUUUAUGGAACACUACGGCCAGCUCAUGGGGCUCGACAUCACCUUCAACACGGAGGUCACAAAGGCUACGUACGACGAAAAGAAUAGAAAAUGCCGCGUCGAGAUCCGCACGCUGGAGGGGACGCGGACUGUAUGGGCACGUCAUGUGGUCCUGGCCACGGGCGUGUACGGCGACCAGCCCAAGAUCCCUCAUUUCCCCGGGCAAGAGUUCUUCAAGGGACAAAUCUACCACUCGAAAUACCACAAGACGGCCGCCGAGAUCCCCAACGUGAUGAACAAGAAGGUCGUAGUCGUCGGGUGUGCCACAAGCGGUCACGACAUCUCGGCCGACUUUGUCGCGCAUGGCGCCAAGCAAGUGACAAUGAUACAGCGGCACCCGAUCUACACCGUUUCGCGGGAGUCAUGGGAGAAGUUUGUUCUCUCUCUGUGGGCGAUGCCGGGUCUCAGCACAGAGGAGGCGGAUAUCGUGGGCAACGCGAUACCGCUGGGGUUGAUCCGGAGAAUGAGCAUCGCGCUGACGCAGGCAAUGGCCAAGAAUGAUAAGGUGGUGCACGAUGGGCUUAAGAGGGCCGGUCUGGAGAUCAAGGAGGGCCAUGACGGCUACGGUCUGGCGGAUUACCAGCUCAUCAAGGGCGGACAGUACUACAUUGACCAGGGGGCAAACCAAAUGAUUAUUGACGGCAAGAUUCAAAUCCAGAGGUGCGAGGAGGGCGUCAAGGAGUUCCAGAGGGAUGGUCUGGUGUUGGCGAACGGCACGAAGCUGGAGGCGGAUGUGGUGGUGCUUGCAACGGGAUUCGAGCAGAAUAUUACCACGGUGGAGAAGUUGCUUGGUCCGGAUGUCGUCGAGAGGCUGGACGGGUUCGCAAAGUUGGAUGCCGAGCAGGAGCGCUCAGGAUGGUGGCGAGCAACAGGCGUGCCCGGGUUCUGGUACAUGACCGGCAGCUUCAUGAUGUGUCGACAGUUCUCCUUGCCGCUAGCGUUGCAGAUUGCCGCGGUUGAGAAGGGGCUGAACAAGGAGUAUUACAACUAG
Colletotrichum orchidophilum is the source of this 1824-nucleotide messenger RNA. RefSeq names its product flavin-containing monooxygenase. Lineage: Eukaryota; Fungi; Ascomycota; Sordariomycetes; Glomerellales; Glomerellaceae. The coding region runs from base 1 to 1824 and encodes 607 amino acids. Gene Ontology annotation, molecular function: monooxygenase activity; flavin adenine dinucleotide binding. The record is from RefSeq and is a predicted model, not a curated record. The transcript is spliced from 3 exons.